Messenger RNA from Anolis carolinensis (green anole), 5109 nucleotides. It is a transcript of the gene tcp11l2, whose product is annotated as t-complex 11 like 2. The record is from RefSeq and is a predicted model, not a curated record. The transcript is spliced from 12 exons. Gene Ontology annotation, biological process: signal transduction. The coding region runs from base 312 to 1856 and encodes 514 amino acids. NCBI's taxonomy places the organism in Eukaryota, Metazoa, Chordata, Lepidosauria, Squamata, Anolidae.
AAAUAAAUGGGGGGAGUUGGGAGUUUAAAGCCCAUCGAGGACAGCUCACUGUCGGCCGCAGAAACAGAGAAAGGAAAGCAGGGGAGCGGGGGAAAGGAGAUUUGCCCACUUUCUGUGGAGCCCACUGAGAUUUAACAGUUACCUUCUUAAUGAUCCUAAGUUCACAAAGCAUUGAAAGCAUAGCCUUCAAUGAACUACCCCAGAAUCUGUAUGAAGAACUACGUCUGAACUGGAGGACUGUUGCUGUGUCUGCAUAUUCGUGAUAGCUCCAUCCUGCAGGUUGCUUGCUUAGAUUUGUGUGCUGUGUCAAAAUGCCUCUCAACAAUGAGCAGAAUAGUGAAUGUGAUUCUUCAAGAUUCUCUGAAAGUGCAGCAUCUUCAUCUAGUGACUCCGAGUACUCCAGACAGAGUUUCACCAGUGAUUCUUCAAGCAAGCCAGGCUCCCCAGCAUCAACAAGCCCUCCUAAAGUGGUUACAUUUGACGAGAUGAUGGCAGCAGCCAGAAACAUGUCAAAUUUGACCCUGACUCAUGAAAUUGCUGUUAAUGAGAACUUCCACAUGGAACGUAUAGAACUUCCUCAGAACAGCUUGCUUGGAAGAGUAAAACAUAUUGUACACCAAGCAUUCUGGGAUCGCCUGGAGGAAGACUUGAAUGAAGAUCCACCUGAAUAUGAACAUGCCAUUAAACUGUUUGAAGAAAUUAAAGAGAUCCUUCUUUCUUUCCUGAAUCCUGGGGCUAAUAGGAUGCGAAGUCAGAUCUGUGAAGUCCUGGACGCGGACCUCAUAAGGCAGCAGGCUGAACACAAUGCGGUUGACAUCCAGGGCAUUGCAAACUACAUCAUCAGCACCAUGGGGAAGCUGUGUGCCCCAGUAAGAGAUGAUGAUGUGAACCAGUUAAAAGCCACCGAGAAUAUUGUAGCAUUGUUCAGGCAAAUAUUCCAUGUUCUGGAUCUCAUGACAAUGGAUAUGGUUAAUUUCACCAUUCAGAGUCUUAGACCUCAUCUUCAGCGUAACUUGGUGGAUUACGAAAGAGCGAAGUUCCAAGAGAUACUUGAAGAAACACCAAGUGCCCUGGAUCUGACCACAGAAUGGAUAAGGGAAUCUAUUCAGGAUGAAUUAUCUUCUGUUUCCUGUGAAACCCCUUCCCCUCCUGGUGCUAAUGGGACCUCUAAACCAAAUCUGAGCCCUACUUCGGUGCUAACCAACAGCUACUUGAAACUACUACAAUGGGAUUACCAGACAAAAGCAAUUCCUGAGACACUCAUGACGGAUGAAGGCCGCCUUCAGGAGCUAUCAGAGAAGUUGUAUCAGCUGAAGAUUAUAGCAUGCGUCUCUCUCAUAACAAGCAACAUGUUGGCUUCAGUUAUUGAAGGCAUUCCUACAUUUGUUGAGAAACAAAAGAAUAUUGCGUUUGUCUUGCUUGAUGGUUUGAAUAAGAAGAAUUUCAAUUUAAAAGAAGCUCUUAAUGCAAUAGGUAUCCAGACAUGUAGUGAAAUAAACAAGUCCCUGACUGAACGAAGUUUUCCACCACUGGAUAAGGAAGUCCAAGCAAAUUUAGUGGGUCAGCUCUGCGGCAUUGUUGAUGAGGACAAUUCUAUCAGCUCCUUAAUUGAGAAACGAAUUCAUUUAUAUAUGAGGAGCCUCCUUGCAUCUCCAUGCCUCCAAAAGUCUAUGCCUGCAAUUCCAGGAGGCCUUGUGGUGGUUCAGGCUGAAAUGGAGACCAUUGGUACACAAUAUGCCAACAUUGUUAACCUGAAUAAACAGGUGUAUGGACCAUUCUAUGCAAAUAUUCUUCGAAAACUGCUUUUUGGCAAUGAUGAAGUCAACAAAACAGAACUUGCACCUUCAACUAAAUGAAAUAUUUUGGAUCUAUUUUGUUCCUUCCUGUUUCACAGUAUUUAUAACUUGGUUUGUAUUUGUAUCUUUCCAAACAUGUGUAACUUACAAUGACUGUUAAUGAGAAAGAUAAAAAUACAUGUCUAAAUGGAUUUGACUAUAAAAAUUAUAUUAAAAUACAAAUUCCCCUAGAUCCCUAAUUUUUAAAAAAAGCCUAAAUCUAGAUAUAGUAGACCCAUUACAUGAAGUUCAUUGGUUCCAUGGGUCUGCUUUAGUUUGUACUCACAAUUAACAUUUAUAUUUCAAGAGAUGAAUUCUCUUUAUAAAGAUGGAUGUAACUUUUCUUGCACUAGAUUAAUGCAAUUUUUUCAUACAUACACACACACACACACACACACACACACACACACAUAUAUAUAUAUAUAUAUAUGCUGACUAGCCACUAAUGCCUCUUUCAAAUGUUUAAUAUACUUUAUUUAGCACCUUUAUUGCAGACAAACUUACUUUCUGGAAUUGAGACUUAAUCUGAAUUACAAUAUUAGGACCUAACCCAUACCUUCUUCUCCCAAAGUGGCUUACUAAUAAAAUAGUGAUAUUAUUCCUUCUACUACUCUUUUGCUUAUGAAUUGGCAAAUGAGAUGGACAGUUGGGCAUAGAAGAACAAGUGGUAUUCUUUAGAGUUUCUUAGGCUUUCUACUUUUGGCAUUCUUUAAUCCAUUUUUCAUAGCAGUUCAAUCCCACACAACAAAGAUAUGUUAAAAAUAAACUGAUUGUCCCAAAGAAUUGAGAAUAUAUCAUAGCCUGUUUCUAAAUUAGUGAUAUUUAAACAUCCACCAUGGCUCUGCCUUAUUAGAAAUAUGUUUAUUGCAUAUUUUUUCCUAAAGACAGAGGAUCGUUUUAAUGUAGCAGAUCUCUUGAGAGCCUGCGGUAUUAUAUGCAAAAUUUAUAGCACCUUUAUAUAUAUUCAAAUUAUUGAAAAUAGAAAGGCUCCAUACAUUGGAUAUAAAGUCCUUCUUUCUGUAAUAUAAUGAAUAAUAACUUGAACAAACAUUUGCUUUUAGAAUGUGUAUAGCAUUCUGUCACUGUGAUUCAAAUGGCAAAUGUUGAAUUCUAUAAAUGUAACAACCACUGCAAAUACAUGUUUCUAAAUAACCCCUACUGAAAGUUUAUAUCUCUGAAUUGUAUUUUUAUAAGAUUUCAUCUUAAACUACAUUGGGAACAAGGUGGAAUUUCUUAACUCUAUAGUGCUUCUGAUCACACACAAAUACACACAUACAAACAUUAAAAAGAAACUGAAUUUUAUAUGUACAGUAAUUGAAUUUUAGAAGCAUAAAUAAGUUGAUUUGUUUAUUUUAAAAAACCCUUUAUUUUAUUUCACAUAUUUAUUCUCAAACUGAUGCUCACUUCCAGUUAGAAAAUAAAAUUUCUUUGUAUUGUAAAUUCAGAUUUCCCUGUUGGAUUAAACAAAAAUAAUUUUGUGGGAAAUACAUAUUCAACAUUCAGUUUAAUGACGGAUACUAGCACCAGGCAACUUCAAUUUUAGAAUGACUGCUUGAAAAAUACACAAUUCUUCUUAAGAUGCCUUUCAAACUUACUUUUCACUAUUCUGUUCUUGUCCUACCUUCAAAUAUUUUGAGCACAUGGAAGCAAAUACCAUCCCAGAUACAAAGAGGGGAAUGCUAUUGUGUUCUUUUUUAAAAAAGAAAACUAUGAAUUGUCUAAAACGUUUUGGAUCUAGAUAUGGAUGGGUGAUGUUAUAAAUAUCUAUGAGAAACUUAACUGUAAUGAUUUUGUUGUGGGGUUGUGUGUGUAUAUGUAUUCCUUUGAUUUUUUUAAACACUAUGUAUGCAGGGAGAUGAAGUUCAGUAAAAAUACUUUCCAAGAGUUUCUUAUUACCUGAGAAGCUAUGGGAUGAGUUGACACCUUAACUUUUUUUUUUAAAGAGUACUACUCAGAGGGUUGUUGAAGGCUUUCAUGGCCGGAAUCACUGGGUUGUUGUGCAUUUUCUGGGUUGUAUGGCCAUGUUCCAGAAGCCUUCUCUCCUGAUAUUUCACCCAAAUCUAUGGCAGGCAUCCACAAUAUGGCCAUACAACCUGGAAAAUGUACAUCAACCCACUACUCACAGAAUCUCACAGGUGUUGUGGCCAUGGUGGCAAAGGAAUUCUUGGCAUUUUGGUCCAAAGAAGUAACUUUGUUUUAGCUUUGGUUGAAUUCAAGCAAAGUUGUCAUAGUUGGGUCCCACUGAUUUCAACGGUGAUGAAUUUUAAACAACUUAGUCUGAAUUCAGUAUGUUUUGGAAAACUUUCAGGCAGAAGACUAUGAGGAAGCAAUAAUUUUGUGAUUUUAUCUAUGACUUGAAAAGGGCAUUUUAUAUAGCAUGGUAUGUCCAUUUAGCAAUCCGUACAUGUUCUCUAAUGUUCAUAAUCUUUUCAAUGUUCAAAUUAAUCAGUUCAUUUAAUUUGUCCCUCUUGCAUGUUGCGUGGUGAAAUUAUCCAAAUAUGUUUAACUCUAUUCUAUUCCCUUCUCCCUAGCCCUACCAGGGCUGAAUGAAAGCAAGGUAUUGUUAUGUAACUGGCUUAUUUUUGUGUUAAUAUCUGUAUUAAUUAAAUUCUGUUUGACUUUUAAAGUAUUGUGUAUAUUCAAGUGGGAAGCAAAAUGGUAAGACAAAGCACAAAGAGUAAUGAGACGCAAAAUUCUGAAAUGCAGGUUUUGUGAUGACCGAUGCCAUGAGCAUGGAUGUAUCUACAAUGUGAAUUUAAUGGAGUUUCACACACUUUUAACUUCCCUGACUUUGCUUUUGGGGUGGAAAGAUUGGCCGCUUACGAGAAACGUUGCCCAGGGGACGCCCGACUGAAUUUACUCAAUCUUCGAGGAGGCUCUUUCCGUGUCCCCCCCCCCCCAUGAGGGUCUUCCUCCAGGGGCAAACCAAGAAUGGGCAACUUGGAAGUCCCUGAACAGACUCAGAAGUGGAGUGGACAGAUCAAAAGACAACCUGGCAAGGUGGCACUACCUGGAGGAAUCCUCCACCUUGUGUGACUGUGGAGCAGAACAAACAACUCCGCAUAUGUAUGCUUGCCCACAAUGUCCUGCCUCAUGCACGGAAGAGGAGUUGUUUAAAGCUACAGACAAUGCGGUUGCUGUUGCCCGUUUCUGGUCUAAAACUAUUUAGUUGUUUGUGAUUUCCUCUAUUUUUUUCCCAUCAUUUUCAAAUGUAUCUGUUAGGCAAUGCUUUUGACGCAAAAUAAAAAAAAAGCCCUGGCCUUGUCUUUCUCAA